Messenger RNA from Micropterus salmoides (largemouth bass), 868 nucleotides. RefSeq names its product mitochondrial ribosomal protein S14 (gene mrps14). The coding region runs from base 60 to 476 and encodes 138 amino acids. Gene Ontology annotation, molecular function: structural constituent of ribosome. Gene Ontology annotation, biological process: translation. NCBI's taxonomy places the organism in Eukaryota, Metazoa, Chordata, Actinopteri, Centrarchiformes, Centrarchidae. The transcript is spliced from 3 exons. Gene Ontology annotation, cellular component: mitochondrial small ribosomal subunit; ribosome. The record is from RefSeq and is a predicted model, not a curated record.
AAUAUUUUCAGCGUUGUGAUCAUCCUCCCUCUGUGGUUUUGCACAACGAAUCAUUCAAUAUGGCGGCCCACAGGAUAGCAUGUUUAGGGUUAAAUGCCCUUUAUUCCACUGUCUGCGCCCCGAAGCAGGCCCUGAGGAGCUGCUGGGGGGCGGUGGAGCAGGUGAGAGGUUACUACGUUGACUGGAGGAUGCUGAGGGACCUAAAGAGAAGACAGAUGGCCUUUGACUAUGCCGAUGAGAGGCUACGGAUCAAUGCACUGAGGAAGAACACCAUCCUACCCAAAGAGCUUCAGGAGGUUGCGGAUAAAGAAAUUGCAGCAUUACCAAGGGACAGCUGCCCUGUGAGAAUACGCAACAGGUGUGUGAUGACCUCCAGACCUCGGGGAGUGAAGCGAAGGUGGCGACUCAGCCGGAUUGUUUUCCGUCAUUUAGCUGACCACAACCAGAUGUCUGGGAUUCUGAGGGCAAGGUGGUGACUAGGGAUCCACUGGACACUCCAGCUGGAAGAGCAGGACAUCGGCAUCCAAUACAGACUUGUUUUGGCCUUUUAGUGUCUGGAGUCUUUAGCGGUAUUGACUAAAAACCUGGAAGGUGUUAAUGUUUAAAGUGAAUCUGCAGCAUAUCUUCAGUAUUUGUUAUAUGCUGAAGAGGACAUGAAUAUAUCCUUUCUGUAGAUUAUGUUUGUCCGGUUAGUAAGUUGCUUGUUUUCUUAUGGCUCUUCUAAAUGCGAAAAACAAAAUACAUAUUAUUUAAAGAGAAAAUGACAAUGUGACUCCUCAGAAGAGCAAGUGUUCAUGUAACUUACUGUACCCAGAAAUGGAUGAAUAAAUAUUGUUGUACAUUAUUUUUUUUUAAAUUCUGGAAAUAU